Molecule: messenger RNA, 2330 nt
Organism: Pteropus alecto (black flying fox)
Lineage: Eukaryota; Metazoa; Chordata; Mammalia; Chiroptera; Pteropodidae
Gene: RAD18
Product: RAD18, E3 ubiquitin protein ligase
Exons: 12
Coding region: 138-1574 (478 amino acids)
Biological process (GO): protein monoubiquitination; DNA damage tolerance
Cellular component (GO): nucleus; Rad6-Rad18 complex
Molecular function (GO): ubiquitin protein ligase activity; single-stranded DNA binding
Source: RefSeq, a predicted model, not a curated record
AACUCCCUGUAGCCCCGCUCACGCCGCGGGCGUCGCCGACUGCUGUCGUAGCCCUCCGUAGCGCGGGGAAUUUCGAGUGGUACUGGAGCGCGGGAGGCCAGUGGGUGGUGGACCCCCCAUACUCCUUAGGGGGGAUCAUGGACUCCCUAGUCGAGCCUCGGUGGCCUCCGGCCCUGGCAGUCAUGAAGACAGUAGAUGAUUUGUUGCGGUGUGGAAUUUGCUUUGAAUAUUUCAACAUUGCAAUGAUGAUUCCUCAGUGUUCACAUAACUACUGUUCUCUCUGUAUAAGAAAAUUUUUGUCCUAUAAAACACAGUGUCCAACUUGUUGUGUGACAGUCACAGAACCGGACCUGAAAAAUAACCGUGUAUUAGAUGAUCUGGUAAAAAGCUUGAAUUUUGCACGGAAUCAUUUGUUGCAGUUUGCCUUAGAGUCAUCACCCACUUCUCCUGCUUCAUCCUCUUCAAAGAACCUUGCUGCCAAAGUACACAGUCCUGUAGCCUUCAGACAUUCUUUAAAGCAAGGAAGCAAGUUAAUGGAGAAUUUCUUGAUCAGAGAAACUGAUGGUUCUACAUCACAGUUUUUGCUAAAAGAGAGUGAAAGCAAAUUCAGCCCUCGAAAAGAGGUCAGCACUUCUGUAAAGACCAAAGAGACACCUUCUGUAUUAAAGACAGCUCCAGGCAUCGCCAAUGCUAAGGUUCCUGAGGCACCCUCUACAUCAACUUUGAAACAAGUUGCUAAAGUGGACUGUCCUGUUUGCGGGGUUAAUAUUCCAGAAAAUCACAUUAAUACGCACUUAGACAACUGUUUAUCACGUGAAGAGAAGAAGGAAAGCCUCAGAAGUUCUGUUCACAAAAGGAAACCGCUGCCCAAAACUGUCUAUAACUUGCUCUCAGAUCGCGAUUUAAAGAAAAAGCUAAAACAAUAUGGAUUAUCUAUUCAAGGAAAUAAACAACAGCUCAUUAAAAGGCACCAAGAAUUUGUACACAUGUACAAUGCCCAGUGUGAUGCUUUGCAUCCUAAAUCAGCUGCUGAAAUAGUUCAAGAAAUUGAAAAUAUGGAGAAGACUAGGAUGCGUCUUGAAGCUAGUAAACUCAAUGAAAGUGUAAUGGUUUUUACAAAGGACCAAACAGAAAAGGAAAUAGAUGAAAUUCACAGUAAAUAUCGUAAAAAACAUCAGAAUGAAUUUCAGCUUCUGGUGGAUCAGGCCAAAAAAGGAUACAAGAAAACUGUUGGAAUGUCAAAAAAAAAAGUAACAAAGAAAGAUGAAUCUACAGAAAAACUAUUAUCCAUAUGCAUGGGACAGGAAGAUAAUAAAAUGAAAUUCUCAGAUAUGUCCUUGGUAACAAACCACUUCCCUCAGUCAAAGGUGGACUCUCCGGGGAAACUGGAACCUGAUAGACCUGACGAUUCUUCUAGUUGUACUGAUAUUCAAGAAACUCUUUCUUCACCAGAAUCAGAUUCAUGCAAUAGAAAUGAUCUUCAGGACACAGAAAUAAGUCCAGGACACAAUCGUCGCACAAGAUCAGCUGAAAGUGCCGAGAUCGAGCCUAGAAAUAAACGGAAUAGGAAUUAGUGUGGGCUUUGGCUGACUUUUCCAAUGCAGUGAUCAGAAUAUGAUACUUUUUGUUGCCAUAUAGAUGUCAUAUUUAUAAGUGCCCAGGUGAAGAUUUUAAGUUCUAAAUAUUAUUUUAAACUGAUUUUCAUUCUCUUCUGCCUUUCCAGAAAAAAAAAAAUUACAAAACAUCCUCACUUGGUCAGUUACCCCCUGCCUCUAAAACAUCUCUCUAAAAAUAACUGACAAAGUUCACCAGCUUUGCAGAGUACACAGAUUUUUUGGCAGAGGUGUUUUAUUUGGUUUUAUUUCUAGAAUUCAUAGUGUCUUUAAGCCAUUCUCCUUCUCUUCCAUGGAGAAACCAACUUCAGAAAAGGAUUCUUCAACCUGCCUACUACAAGUUACAGUUGAGUUAAGGCCUCUUUAUUUUUGGAGAGGCAGGAUGUCAUAACUCAUAUCCUUGGUGUGUGUAAGUACCGAAUGCCUGGAUUCCACCAUGCCCGUUAUAGCAGUUAGGUGAUGGCUGUUGCCCAAGUUUAAGAUAGUUGUUAGACCCAUGUCUUAUGCGUUACUCGGAAUAGGAUGUUAGUAUUAUAAUUUAAAGUUACAUUUAAAGUUAAUUUAAACAAUAACUUUAAAACAUUGAGCAUAGUUUCUGGAAACGGCACUUAAAAAUUAUUAUUGUUAGUCUUUCUUUUCACUUGGGUAAAUCGAUUUUGAACACUUUGAAUUCCAGCUAUUAAAAAGAAUACAAAAUAAAUGAAUUUAGUAAAUGAA